Zingiber officinale is the source of this 2019-nucleotide messenger RNA. Its product is annotated as diacylglycerol kinase 5-like. Bases 397 to 1848 code for a protein of 483 amino acids. Gene Ontology annotation, molecular function: ATP-dependent diacylglycerol kinase activity. The record is from RefSeq and is a predicted model, not a curated record. Lineage: Eukaryota; Viridiplantae; Streptophyta; Magnoliopsida; Zingiberales; Zingiberaceae. The transcript has 13 exons.
CCUUUCAUUCCCUCCUUCCUACACGCGGAUAAUUGUCGGGGGAAAGGAAUCGCACUUCUUCUCGAGAUCGCUUUCGGCUGAUUCUAUAGUCCUCGGAUAAGCGUCUCCGGAGUCCAAUCCAGGGUUCCAGACUUCCAGUAGUCCUCGUUCGGUUGCUUUUCGCUCUUAAGUUUCUAAUUUCGGGCGAAUCGGGGCUUUUUUUCUUUCCUCUCUUUUUUGGAGUGGGUUCGUACUCGUUCGAAAUGGCGUGUGAAAAAAGUUGAUUUUUUUCCCCUAAACUUUUCUCUCUUCAGUUUGCGAUGGAUAGGUCGAGGACUGAUUUUGAUUUCUGACUUUUGGGGCAUUCACUGCUCGGCUGCUCCGUUGAUCUAUAUUUUGACAGAUUAAGGUUCCGAGAUGGAUGACUACAGUUCUGAGAAAGAUGAGAUAUUAAAGGAGUUCUUUAUUCCUAGUUACGUAUUUACUGCGGAGUUGCCAAUAAAACACCUUUCUCAUGUACCCGCUUGUCCUGUAGUGGUCUUCAUUAAUACCAAAAGUGGUGGCCAGCUUGGAGGUGAUUUACUUGUCACAUUUCACAAAGUUCUUAACAAACUUCAGGUUUUUGAUUUGCAAUCAGAAGCUCCUGACAAGGUGUUGCACCAGAUAUAUGGAAAUUUGGAAAAACUCAAAGCAAAAGGAGAUCAUCUUGCUGCUGAAAUCUUAAAUAGGUUGAGACUAAUUGUUGCAGGUGGAGAUGGUACAGCAAAUUGGCUUCUUGGAGUAAUUUGUGACCUUAAACUUGCUCGACCACCUCCUCUCGCCACAAUGCCACUAGGCACUGGAAACAACAUCCCGUUUUCAUUUGGCUGGGGAAAGAAGAAUCCUGGUACAGACUAUCAAUCUGUCAAAUCAUUUCUAGAACUAGUAAUGAAAGGAAGAGAAAUGAUGAUCGAUAGCUGGCAUAUUAUUAUGAAAAAGCAAGUUCCAAAGGAAGGUUCAUGUGAUCCAAUUUCACCUUUAGAACUACCUCAUGCUAUGCAUGUGUUUCGGUGUGUUUCACAGACAAGCUCACUGAAUAUGCAAGGCUACCAAACAUUUCGUGGGGGAUUCUGGAACUACUUUAGCAUUGGAAUGGAUGCACAAGUGUCAUUUGCAUUCCAUGCUGAGAGGAAGAAGUACCCAGAAAAGUUCAAGAACCAGUUAGCUAAUCAGAUGACCUACUUGAAGCUUGGAUGUACGCAAGGAUGGUUUUGUACAUCUCUAUUUCAUCCUUCUUCAAGGAACAUAGCUCAGCUUGCAACAAUGAAGAUCAUGAGAAAGACUGGCCACUGGGAGAAGCUUCAUGUUCCUCGCAGCAUCAGGUCAAUUGUUUGUCUUAACUUGCCCAGCUUUUCUGGGGGAUUGAAUCCUUGGGGAACACCAGAUAAGAAGAAACAACAAGAUAGAGAGCUGACUCCACCAUUUGUCGAUGAUGGCCUACUUGAGAUCGUCGGUUUCAAGGAUGCUUGGCAUGGACUUGUUUUGCUUGCUCCUGGAGGACAUGGGACUCGCCUUGCACAGGCACAUCGCGUUCAAUUCAAAUUCCGCAAGGGCGCUGCUGAUCAUGCUUAUAUGAGAGUUGACGGAGAACCAUGGAAGCAACCACUUCCUCAAAACAAGGACAAAGUUAUCGUCGAGAUCUCCCAUCUACGUCAAGUGUGUAUACUCACAACAGGUAAUUGCGUAGCUAAAAGUAUCCACGAUAUACCUCGCAAUGAAGACUCAAGCAGUGAAGAUUCUAACAAUAGCUACUCUGAGGAAAGGAGGAAGUUUGGUUCAGCAGAAACAUUCAGGUAUCAUGACGGUAUCGAUAGUGUCAUCAGCGCUUAGUUUUUCAGUGAUUUAGUAUGUAUUUUUCCGAUUUGCUUCUUCAGUCAAUCUCAUAUAGUUGUGUUUUUUGGUGUUUCUUUUCAUUGGCCAAACACUUCGGCCAUAAAAUUGUUUUCAUGUUUUUUUUUUAACCAACUAAUAAUCAGUAUAAACUCACACAUACUAAAAAUA